Lentinula edodes (shiitake mushroom) is the source of this 738-nucleotide messenger RNA. RefSeq lists its product as uncharacterized. The transcript has 8 exons. NCBI's taxonomy places the organism in Eukaryota, Fungi, Basidiomycota, Agaricomycetes, Agaricales, Omphalotaceae. The record is from RefSeq and is a predicted model, not a curated record. The annotation marks the transcript as partial.
UGUGAUAACUGUUUGCUUGUUCUCCCUCUGAGGGGCGGCGCAAUGGCAUGGGCCAUCAUCAUUGCUCUUUAUAGUAUUGCUGGGGGUAUCUUUCUUCUCAUUCGUGGACAAUUCCUUUUCUUCGAGGCCGAUGAGUGGUAUGUUUACGGCGGUGUCGGUUUGGCUGUGGCUUUCGUUGCGGUCAUCGAUAUCUUUGCUCUUUCCAAUCGGUCUUAUAUUUGGACGCGAGUGUGCAAAUUCUUGUGGCCCUUCAUUAUUGUUAUUUCUGCCGUGAGGGCUAUUCUUAUGAUUGUGGAGCUUAAUCGCGGGCAAGACCAUAUUAUUUGGGAAUGUCAAAACGGCGGUCAACUAUAUUCCUCGAAUGCGACAACUAUAUCAACAACAUCAGAUGAUUCGACCACCUUUCCAGCCGGUUUUUGUGCAGCGGGAUUCUCGAGUAUAUAUGUUGUAUUCAUUGUCUCCCUACUUGUGGAUCUUGUAUUUCAGAUAUACAUGUACUUCAUGACAUGGCGUUACCAGAAGCGACUGGAACAUUACAGCUCAAUGAAAGGUCCUUACGCAGGAGGUAAGCCGCUUUUACAUCCCCUAUUCAACGAUCCUCCUUAUCUGAUGAUGUGUCAAAAGGCUAUUACAACGCGUAAGCGCCCAUUUGUGCAGUCGUGUCGUUUUUGCCCGGUCACCACUUUGGACAUUAUUUAUGGCUUAUAUUGCGCUUUCAUGAACUUUACGACAAACUAA